Molecule: messenger RNA, 3014 nt
Organism: Labrus bergylta (ballan wrasse)
Lineage: Eukaryota; Metazoa; Chordata; Actinopteri; Labriformes; Labridae
Gene: atad1b
Product: ATPase family AAA domain containing 1b
Biological process (GO): extraction of mislocalized protein from mitochondrial outer membrane
Cellular component (GO): mitochondrial outer membrane
Molecular function (GO): ATP binding; ATP hydrolysis activity
Source: RefSeq, a predicted model, not a curated record
GGGAUUACAACCUACCACGAAAAAAAAAAAACACACGAAGAAGAAGCAGCCGAGGAAGUGUCGCUGCCUGACGUGACAACCGGAGCUCCGUGUGUACUCCCUGUCAUCUCUCACCCUGACGAUGGUGCUGAGGGAGGUUCCAGUUGAGAACAUCGCCCGUCCUCUGGGCAGAAACGAGGUCAUCGGCCUGCUCUUCCGUCUCACCAUCUUCGGAGCCGUCACCUACUUCACCAUCAAGUGGAUGGUGGACGCCAUCGACCCGACCCGAAAGCAGAAGGUGGAGGCUCAGAAACAGGCGGAGAAGCUGAUGCGUCAGAUCGGUGUUAAAAAUGUGAAGCUGUCAGAGUAUGAGAUGAGCAUCGCAGCUCACCUGGUCGACCCACUCAGCAUGCAGAUCACGUGGAGGGACAUUGCCGGUCUGGACGAGGUCAUCACAGAGUUAAAGGAGACCGUUAUCUUACCUGUUCAGAAGAGACACCUGUUCCAGGGAUCCAGACUGCUGCAGCCUCCUAAAGGCGUGCUGCUGUACGGGCCCCCGGGCUGCGGUAAAACGCUGAUCGCCAAGGCGACGGCCAAGGAGGCGGGGUUCCGAUUCAUCAACCUGCAGCCGAGCACGCUGACGGACAAAUGGUACGGGGAGUCUCAGAAACUGGCCGCUGCCGUCUUCUCAUUGGCCGUCAAACUGCAGCCGUCAAUCAUCUUUGUCGACGAGAUCGACUCGUUCCUGAGGAGUCGAUCGAGCUCGGAUCACGAGGCCACGGCCAUGAUGAAGGCUCAGUUCAUGAGUCUGUGGGACGGACUCGAUACUGACUACCACUGUCAGGUGAUCAUAAUGGGAGCCACUAACCGUCCUCAGGAUCUGGACUCUGCUAUCCUGAGAAGGAUGCCCACCAGGUUCCACAUCAACCAGCCUAGUAUGAAGCAGAGAGAGCAGAUCCUCAAACUCAUCCUGGAGAACGAGAGCGUCGACCUCUCAGUGGAUCUCGUUGACGUUGCCAAAGGAACAGAAGGCUUUUCAGGAAGUGACCUCAGAGAGAUGUGUCGUGACGCCGCGCUGCUCUGCGUCCGAGACUUUGUCAACACUCAGAGUGACAGUCCAUCAGAAGAUUUUAUCCGCCCAAUUCAUCAGUCCGACCUCCAGAAGGCGAUCUGUAAGAUGAAGAAAUCUAAAACAGCGGGCGGACAAGGAGCCCUGCUGCACGCUGCUCUGGACUGAACACACACACACUCACACACACACACGCACACUGAUCACAUGAGGACCUCAGACAGUGUGUACAUACUGACCUGCUGUCUCUACAUGUGUUUAAAUAUGUUCAACGUGUGCCACUGCUUUUUUUAUUAAUUAAAAUCGAGCGAUCAUGCUGCUAGGAAAAAAACGAAUUUGAAGUCACAGAAACCAUGAAUCAUAUUUGUGAGUCUACAAGUUAAAAACAAAGUUACGCUUCCUCCUGCUGUAAAUAAAACUCACAGUGACGGUUUUUUUAUUUUAAGGUUACAUCUUAACUAAUCUAUGCUCCAGCUGCUGCCGGGUUUAAUAACAUAUAGCUCUUUAGUCUCCUGAUAAUUUCAUUUAAAGUCUAAAGAAAGUUUUUACUUUUUAAGUUCUCUGUGAAUUAUUUCUCUGGUUUGAAUGAAAAACAUGAACCCUGAAUUUCCCCUCCCUCUAAAAAUAAAAUGAAAGCCCCUCCUUCGAUCAGAACUGUGACCAUUCAGUGACUGAGGAGCUGUAUCAAAGGACCAAUCAGAACCCAGAGAUCGCAAAACAUGAAUUAUAAUGUAGAUUGUUAUCGCGAUAAAUUACAAUUUUAAAUAACAUUUUAAAAUAAAGGUUUUUAGGCUUUUAUUGUGAAAGUUUGUGCUGUCUUACACUGUGUCCCCAACGGCACGCGAGCGUUAUAUAAAGCGCUGUGUCGUGCAUGUUUGUACGCUCGCUGUCCACACUGCGUCCGUUAAUUAUUUCGUUCUCUGCUCUGUGAAUCUCAGUUCCCCCUUGCAAACAUUUGUCACCAUGUGGUGCUUUUAUUUUGAAGGUGCACAAACUGAAGUGUGGUGCGAGCUCAUUACUCAGAUCCCAACACUCAUCAAUAAACGGCUUGCAGGGAGCUGAAUAAAGUUUCCUCCAAUGUUGACACAGGUCAUAGGUCAACAUUUCAAUCAUGGUGUGGAUAUUAUCAACGCUCCGUUAUCUCCACUUUGAGUGACGGGAGAGAGUGUCAGUUCCUUGUAGAGCGCCCUCCUUCCUCGACUUUUGUCCCGUCUAUGCGAGCGAGAGAGAUUACUUUGUUCUUGUCAGCUGAGCUGUCUGAGAGUUUGUUAAAGUGAAAUGAGACAUUCAAAGAUGCAGCAGUGUCCUUCUUUUACAUCACUGAGACUAAAGGGAGACACUGAGGACCACUAUCUACGGAGAGCCUGAAGGGACAAAAUAGCAUGACAUUAAUCAGGAUUAACUUUGUACAACUUUUUUCUUGAUUCUCGGUUUAUUAUUCAACAUUUUUACAGAGAGCUCUAUUUUAUCUUAGAAACGUCCAGAAGAUCUGAAAUUAUCAGGAUAUUACAGACUCAUAAACUGUUUUGUUUUCCUUUAAAUGUUUACUCUGUAAAAUAUACAAACAUGCAAGUAUGAAUCUAAACUCCAGAAAAUGGAGCCGAAACUGUCAGAAGGGGGAUUAUUCAUCGUUUUCAUGAAGUGUACUUUUAUUAUUAUUAUUAUUAUUAUUUUGUUUGGAUUUUGGGAUCCUGAUGUUUCAAUGAGUUUGAACUGAGCUGUGGUUCCUCGUUGAUAAUAGUUUACUUAUUGGUUUAUAAACUGUUUGAUUGUGAUGCCUUCAAACGUCAAAUUAAAGUUUUGGUAUAAAUUAUAAACUUGCCUGAUGAUUGGACAUCACAGCGUCAGUUUGAUGAACAUAAAUAAAAUCAGGAUCUUUUUUUUUUACAGUGUAGUUUUUGUUUCCUGUUGAGUUCUGGUGUAAAAACUGCUGGAUGAUGUAAUAAAAACAAAAUAUGAUGUUUAA